CCGCUCUUUCGACGAUAUGUAAGAAGCUUAGAUCGUUUGAAGACAGUCUGGUUUUUAUCAGGGUCUAUGGUAAAUUUAAUUUUGGAGUGGUUAGAGUGAAAUAUGUGCUUCGUCUAAGGCUUUAAGCCAACUAUAAUAAAACUUGGAUAUUUGUGUGAAGUGAAUUCAAACAUGAACUAGGCUGGCACGAACAUGCGAUUGCAAAAGAAUUCUUUCAACUAUUGACUGUUUUCGGAAAGUCCACUAUAUUAUGUUUUAAAGAAGAAACAGCUUAGAAGUCAAAUCAUUUAUUUAAGCAUUAUUAAAUUCAAAGGAUGGAGGCUUCUGACUUUAUAAGCCCUAGCGGUGCGACAACUGCAAAUACUUCUGAAAUCGGGACAGUACAGCAAGAUACGUCUGUAGUUAGAAACCGUGGUAACAUUAAUGGUGUACCCUUCGGUAACAUGGAAGUUGAAAUGGAGAAUUAUAUUGAAGAGAGUACAAUUAUAAGUAACAAUAACUCCAGUAGGUUCCGUUGGAAACGCCUAUGUAAUCCAUCUGGACCGCAACCACGUCCACGACAUGGACAUCGUGCUAUCAACAUAAAGGAACUGAUGGUUGUUUUUGGAGGGGGCAAUGAGGGUAUUGUAGAUGAACUUCAUGUUUAUAACUCUGUUACCAAUCAGUGGUUUGUACCAGCCAUGCGUGGUGAGGUGCCACCUGGCUGCGCUGCGUAUGGCUUUGUUGUCGUUGGUACGCGGAUGUUUGUGUUCGGCGGCAUGAUAGAGUACGGAAAAUAUUCAAAUGAACUCUAUGAGUUGCAAGCUACAAAAUGGGAAUGGCGCAAAAUGCAUCCUGAAUUGCCCGAGAAUGGAUCGGCGCCGUGUCCUCGCUUGGGACACAGUUUCACAAUUGUGGGUGAACGUAUAUUUCUUUUCGGUGGAUUAGCUAACGAAUCUGAUGAUCCCAAAAAUAAUAUACCCAAAUAUCUAAACGAUUUGUAUAUUUUGGAAACUCGUGGAGUACAUAGUCACAAUGGAAAGUGGAUCAUGCCAAAAACUUACGGAGAAAGUCCGCCACCUCGCGAGUCACAUACAGGUGUAGCUUUUACGAGUAAAAAUGCAAAUAAGCUAAAUUUAUUAAUAUAUGGGGGAAUGAGUGGUUGUCGGUUGGGCGAUCUAUGGCUUUUGGAUGUUGAUUCUAUGACUUGGUCGAAGCCGCGAACACGUGGGCAUGCACCGCUGCCUAGAUCUCUACAUAGUGCCACAAUGAUUUGUAAUAAAAUGUAUGUGUUUGGUGGUUGGGUACCUUUACUCAUGAACGACUCGAAAGCAACAACUGAAAGAGAAUGGAAAUGCACAAAUACGCUUGCAGUUUUAGAUUUAGAACAUAACACAGAUUCAAUGACAUGGGAAAACGUAACAGUUGACACAGUGGAUGAAGAUGUACCCAGAGCUCGAGCUGGGCACUGUGCAGUGGGGAUUCAAAGUCGUUUAUAUGUGUGGUCCGGUCGUGAUGGCUAUCGUAAAGCAUGGAACAACCAGGUCAGGGUUUGCUGUAAAGAUCUUUGGUAUCUAGAAGUAACUAAGCCACUCUAUGCAGUGAAAGUUGGUUUGGUUCGUGCUUCUACUCAUGCUUUAGAAUUAUGUUGGACCACUACUACUUUUGCAGCUGCUUAUGAGUUACAAACCCAUAAAAUUGAACCAACCACAAUGCCGGCCAAGGUUGUAAUACCUUCAAUUACUCCCAGUGCCCCAUCAAUGUCAGUUUCUACGAAUCAGUUAACCACUAAUGGUGUGACCAGCUCUAUUUUUCCCACCCCAGUAUUGACUUCGGCAUCUACAAAACAGCAAAAGAUACACAAUUCAACCCUCCCAACACUGAAUUCGCAACAAUCUUCUCCAAAAGUGACCAGCAAUACUAUAAUACAUCAACAGCAACAAUCUCAUUUACAGGGUGCGACAAUUUAUAUAGCGCAACAACAAACGCCUCAAGCCCAACAACAAAUCGGCCAAAUUAUUGCGAAAACAUCUGCUCCGAAUAUGGCAGAGAAUACAAUAUCAGCAGCACGCAUAAUAAACGCCACAUCUCCAACAUUAGUAAAUUCUAGCACACCGGUUAGUGCCGGUACCAGUGGUGUUAUAUCAGCACCUUUGGUAAAUGUGUCUCAGCAACAAACGUCUGUCUCAAUAAUGAAUAGUAACAUAACUACUAUACUGCAGAAGUUCCGACCAAGUACAGUGGUUUCCCGGUCUACUGCAGUAACAACACCAGUUAAUACAGGAACUAUCGGUAUAUCUUCUACACAGGCGAGUACUGGAGGUGCGAGCGUACGUGUUUUAAGUGCUGCAGGCAUUCCAAUAACAACAACAGCUCCAACUAACAGUGUCCGAAUUGUAUCAGGGAAUACGGGCCAGACUUUACGUUUAGCUACCACCCAAACCACGGCCAAUACAAAUAACAUAUUAAAACCGACACAAAACACAGGAACUACAAUCACUGGACAAUCACAAAGCAGUUCAGUUACGAAUACGGGAACUUCAAUAGCUACUGCCACAACGAUAGGUGGCAAACAAUAUAUCAUACAAAAACCGUUAACAACAUUAGGCUCAAAUGUACAAUUUCAAUUAGUAAAAACCAGUUCUGGUGGCGUUGCUGUGCAAACAUUACCAAAAAUUAAUUUAAGUUUAUCUAAGAACACCGGAACUUCGGGAGCAUUUUCUGCAGUUUCGAGUCAACAGGCUUCGGCUGGAGGACAAAUACUGACAGCAACACAUGUAGUUGGUACAAGUUCGGGUUCACAACCUCAACAACAGUACAUUGCCGCAGUCGGCACUUCAACCGUAAAUUGUAGUGCAUCUGCUGCCGGUACAGUCUCUAGCGGUCAACAAAAACCUCUAGUGUCCGGAAAUCUUGUUAAACUGGUUUCCCCACAUACCGUUAGUGGAGGAAAAUUGAUAAUGAAAAAUUCGAAUAUCCUGCAGGUAGGAAAAGUUGCUUCGACUGUUGGUGGCAAGCCAGCAUUUGUUAUCACUAACAAGCAGGGCCAACAAUUAACAAAUCAACAGAUUAUAAUAGUAACCACUGGAGCCGGUUUACGAACAAUACCCGCAUCGAGUGUUAUGACACAAGCUGGCGCUGGUAGCAUUGUUUCAAUAGUGGGCUCGACAUCGACCACGGCCACUGUUGCAGCAUCUAGAAAUGUUGUAGCUACUCAGACGGGUGUCAAAAUGAUUCGCGGAGUCACUAGUACAACCGGACGACCUAUUACACUAACACUACCUUCAACUACGCAGUUAGCUCAGCAGCAACAUUUAACCAGUCAACAACAUCAGCAAAAAAUAAAUGUCCCAUCUGGAAAUAUUCAGCAAAAAACUAUAACGCUUGGUGGUAAAGCAGUAACAGUACAAAUGGCUUCUAACCCUAAUAUGACUGGAGUAACUAAAACUGUUACGAUUGUAGGAUCGAACUGUGGACAUACUCAGCCACAAACUAUUGUUCCCAGCGGUGUCGCAGGCAAUACAGGCAGUAAACUAGUUAUGUUGCCUUCAAAUCCAACUGCAUGUAAUAAAAAGGGUUUCGUAAAUAUUUUAAAUGCCAGUGGUACUAAUAAUACCUGUGGGAAUACACUACAGCGAGCGAUAACAUUAACAUCGAAUUCCAUUUUAGCUGGAGCUAAUUCUCAAGUUACUAUCGCAACGCACAUCAGUAAUAAUGGGAUAAAUGAUUCUGCUGCUGCUUUGGCAUCAUUGACAGAUCCUACUUAUACUGACGGUGACACUAUAGACGAUAUUAUCGAGCAGUUGGAUGGUGCUUCAGAUUCGUUAGAACUAAAAGAGUUCGCUGAAUGUGAAGAUAUUGAUGAUGAGAUAGCAAUUAUACUAGCACCAGUGACGACAAACGGGGGCAGAGGUAUUAAUGAACAAAAACGUAAUUGUCAUUAUAACAAUUAUAAACUAUGUCAACUAAUGGAAAUUGAUUUUACGAUCGAUGGCAUCAACUCGGCGCUUGAGCCCUAUUCAAAAAAAGCAAAUUUUAACAGCAAAAGUAAAACUACUAUCUGCCGAAAAGAUGGCGGCAUACGAGAGUCAAGCUAUGAACAUGACAAUGCCACAUUUCAUAAAUCGUCGAUCCGCCCGAUUGUUUCUAAUGCCUUAUUAGUGCAGCCGCAGUCUUCCUACAUACAAUCCGCAUCUAAUAAAACCGAAGCUGCUAGCACCCCAGCUAUUUUGUUCGCAUAACGUCUUACAACACAGAUACCGCUGAAUUGAAUCUAUCUCAUCAAGUACGCCACUUUAUACUGCUGUAAAUAAAAAUAUUUUUUGCAUAGGAUGCAAAUUCAAUAAAUCAAGUUGUGUUUGACAUGCCGACAGUAGACGGUGCUGUGUACAAGGCGACUAAACGCGUUAGAAAUAAUAUAGAGAGUGUUGCUUGCAGUUUAUUUUAAAAAUUUGGUUUACAUCCAGUUUAAUGAUAAUUUUAUUUAAUAGAUUUUGACUAAAAUAUAUGCAAUUGAAAUGUUGAUCGAAAUUAAA
Anastrepha obliqua is the source of this 4514-nucleotide messenger RNA. RefSeq names its product host cell factor-like. Gene Ontology annotation, molecular function: protein binding; transcription coactivator activity. Lineage: Eukaryota; Metazoa; Arthropoda; Insecta; Diptera; Tephritidae. Gene Ontology annotation, cellular component: histone methyltransferase complex. The record is from RefSeq and is a predicted model, not a curated record. The transcript has 11 exons. The coding region runs from base 315 to 4220 and encodes 1301 amino acids. Gene Ontology annotation, biological process: regulation of DNA-templated transcription; chromatin remodeling.